Messenger RNA from Tribolium madens (black flour beetle), 1160 nucleotides. It is a transcript of the gene Uev1A, whose product is annotated as ubiquitin-conjugating enzyme E2 variant 2. The transcript is spliced from 4 exons. Gene Ontology annotation, cellular component: nucleus. The record is from RefSeq and is a predicted model, not a curated record. NCBI's taxonomy places the organism in Eukaryota, Metazoa, Arthropoda, Insecta, Coleoptera, Tenebrionidae. The coding region runs from base 245 to 679 and encodes 144 amino acids. Gene Ontology annotation, biological process: protein K63-linked ubiquitination; DNA damage tolerance.
AAUAAAGUUUUGUCUAAUUUUUAAAGAUGAAAAUUUUGGAGAAUUUAUUCCCCACGUUGCCAACUUUGUAAUUACUAGUGGAAAACCAAAAGUUUCCAGAAUUGACAGGGUGUAGAAAAAUUGAAAGGUGCUGUUUUAGGCAAAGACUGAAAAAAGUUCAUCGCCACGGAUUUUCUCAAGUGCUUGAAUCUGUAAAUCGGGCGAUUGCACCUUCAAAGUGAUUUCAUCGCGCUACAUAAAAAUCAUGGCGGCCCCAUCAACCGGUGUGGUGGUGCCUCGAAAUUUUCGACUUCUGGAGGAACUCGAAGCAGGGCAAAAAGGCGUUUCGGAUGGUACCAUCAGUUGGGGGUUGGAAAACGACGAUGAUAUGACUUUAACUCAUUGGAUGGGGAUGAUAAUUGGCCCCCCUAGGACCCCGUAUGAAAAUAGGAUGUAUUCAGUGAAAAUUGAAUGUGGUCAGAGGUACCCAGAUGAUGCCCCUACUGCAAAAUUCAUUUCUAGGAUCAACAUGAACUGUAUUAAUAGCAGCACGGGUGUUGUCGAUAAUAGACAAGUUCCAGUCUUAGCGAGAUGGCAAAGGGAUUACACGAUUAAGACAGUUUUACAAGAAUUACGUCGAUUAAUGACAUUGAAGGAAAACAUGAAACUUACACAGCCUCCAGAAGGCAGUUGUUUCUAGCCCUUGCGCCCUCCCAACACGUCCCCGUUACCCCCUGCUGCCAACUGCCCUCUGAGUGUUGAUACCUGCACAACUCAGUCUUGUUGUCUUUUGUGAAUAAGUAUCAAUCAUUAAGUUAGUUACCCGAAUGACAUGAAAAGGGACAAGAUGCAGAGGGGGCUUAUGUGUAAUGGCUACACCGCUAAAUUAAUUUUAGGUCAUAAAAUUUAGAUACGCCAUAAGUUCAUACUGUUCAGCAUUUAUAGAACUGUACUGCUGAUGUAAUUAUUCUGUUCAUAAUAAAACUUUACAUAGGAUGUGUUGCCGUUAUUUGUGCAGGUUUUUCAUAAUCAUAAUUUGUAACUCUAAUAUUAAUUUUUUUUCUUUAUGUAUAUUAUGAAUUAAACUUGUUGCUUUCACCUGACUCAAACAACUUCAACACAUCACGCACUUGUCUGCAUUUCAUGUUGACUCAUCAACAAUAAAAACAAACUAAUGUUCA